CGCGGACGUGAAGGAGAGCACGCACGUCAACGUGAAAACCGGACGACACAAGUGCGAGAAGCCGCCAUUUUCUUUGCGUCUUCAGAUGAAAGCGAGUGAAAUUCUGUCUGAAAGGCUUUCAGUCAGUUAAACUGAGUUUACCUCACGGCCAAGUGAGAGCCGUGCUCCGCCUCAGGAGAGAUCCCUUGCUCGGUGAACAGGAGAGCACGCGCUUCGAAGCUGGGAAGGAAUAGGAUGGAUGAAUAUGUGAAGACCAAACUAAAAGAAUGGAAUCUUGAAGAGUUAAUUCCCAUAUUUGAAGCUGAGAAGAUUGAUCAAGAAACCCUCCUUCUUUUAGAUGAUGUCACACUGACUUCUCUUAUCCCUAUUAUUGGACUUCGAUUAAAAUUCAAGAAAUACCUCAAGAAUGUGCUUGAUGAAUCGACCAAAGAGCCUGCAACUACAGCUACUGAACCAAUGGAGCAGCAGCAGGGUCCUGAGCACAGGAAAUCAGUGGAGCAAGUAGCAGCAUUUAAUGUAAGAGACAUCCUUGCAUCAGCAUCCUGUGGCAGUGGUAUUGUGGAUAGCAUUGAAGAAAAUAACUGCAUUUCACUUAAAGAAAGACAAGCCAUGGUUCGUAUCUUGGUCUCCCAUCUAAUUGAGUGCUAUGGAGAAAAUCCAAGUGCAGCAACAAAAGUCAUGCUGGCUUCAUCAGUAGUCGAACAAUUUCCAUGCCUUAAGGAUUGCCAGGGUAAAGGAUAUGAAGCAUGGUUCAGUCCAGGUAGAGUUCACAGACCUGCAACAGGCUUCCUGGAGGAGCGUCUUCGGAAUGUGCGCAAAAAGAUCCGAAGAGGAAGACAAAAAAUGAUUUCUUCAGAAAUCCCAACAUGCAGCAGCAGUUUUACUUUGUCAGAGUCAAAUGUGGACUCAGAAAGAGCGACUCAAAUGACAGAGUGGCUAAAAAAUAAUAUCUGGCCAGCCAGUCAGGUUGAGCAUUACAUGAAAGAGACCGUGAUCCAAAGGGCAAAGUGGAUUCGUGACCAUGGAUCCAAGACCAUAAUGGAAAUAGUCAAAGAGUAUCCACGUCUCCUUGACACUCCAGGCAUGAUAUCCCAGGAUUUUUUAAUUUUGAAUCCAGACUCUGCUUCAAAACUCACAGAAAAUUGGGUACCUGUGUUUAAGGAUAAGAUUCUACAGUUUGCCAGCAAAGAGAAACAAGCUCUUGAACUACUUCAAAACAUUGAAAUGAUGUCAUCAGAGAGACAGAGUGACAUUGCCGUGCAAGUCCUGCCAGUAGUCCUUCCAACACAUGUGUACAAAAUUGGAAGAAAAAUGUGCAGACCAACUUUCCUAGAAACCAGGAGGGCCUUCAUAGACAUACAGCCUAUUGGGACCAAUAUGGCUGAGUAUCUGCGUUCAAAAGAGUCCAUUGAAUUCCCUUACAUUCUCAUGCUUGGAGACAACCAGUGCUUUCAAGCCUUCACCAUUAUAAAUGGAGCAGCACUUCAGCAAAGUACAUUACUGGCUGCACUGGAUGUUUGCUUUAAAGCAUUCUACAUCUUUGAUAUAAACUACCCCAAGCAGUGUUCCCUGGUGUGGCAAUUUCUACAGACUGUGGUGUAUGGACUUCCUGGGGAGGAGACACCAGCAGUAAGAGUUCUGCGAGCAUUCAUUUUUGCAGACAAACUGUAACUUAUUUAUUUAUUUUUUUACUGUGACCUAACUGCUUUAUUGGAUUCUGUGUUCUUUAACUUGCACACUGUUACAUGAAAUGUUUACAUAUUUCAUAUAUUUAAUUCUAUUUUUCUCAUACAACAUUACAAUUACAUUGCAAUUGAGAAG
Carassius gibelio (silver crucian carp) is the source of this 1821-nucleotide messenger RNA. RefSeq lists its product as uncharacterized. The coding region runs from base 235 to 1671 and encodes 478 amino acids. NCBI's taxonomy places the organism in Eukaryota, Metazoa, Chordata, Actinopteri, Cypriniformes, Cyprinidae. The transcript is spliced from 12 exons. The record is from RefSeq and is a predicted model, not a curated record.